Xiphophorus hellerii (green swordtail) is the source of this 1420-nucleotide messenger RNA. RefSeq names its product DNA-damage-inducible transcript 4 (gene ddit4). Gene Ontology annotation, molecular function: 14-3-3 protein binding. Gene Ontology annotation, biological process: negative regulation of TOR signaling; response to hypoxia; apoptotic process. The record is from RefSeq and is a predicted model, not a curated record. Lineage: Eukaryota; Metazoa; Chordata; Actinopteri; Cyprinodontiformes; Poeciliidae. Bases 200 to 877 code for a protein of 225 amino acids. The transcript has 3 exons. Gene Ontology annotation, cellular component: cytoplasm.
UAAGCAUUGUUGCGGGGGUAAAGAGACUGCGGAGCUCGGCAGCUGCUGAAAGAACGGGAAGGAGGAGUGAACGGUGGAAGUUUCUAGACAAUAACUAUCCUUUUUUUUCAACUAAAACAACGACUGCGCACUUUAACAGUUUUAUUUCAAAACUUUGAAAUCUGACACGCAUCUGUUGAACACUAAAGAGAGGACAAACAUGCCUGAAGUCUUUGCAUCCAUAGAGGUUGGAAGUAUACCUCCGUCCCCAGUGGACAGCAGUCCCCGAAGACUGUCUUGGGGGAAACUGGUCCAAAGACUGGCUGAUUUCAGCACACAUGACAGCAGCAUUGAAUCAGGGUCCAAUAAUGGCAGCAGGAGUGAUCUUUCAGACUCAGGCUCUGAUUUCUCCAGUGAUCUGUGUCCAGCGAAUGAUGACCUUUUCUUUGACCCAAUGGAGGAAGCGAUCCUGAAAGAAGUAGUGGACCUUAUUGCACGGAGCCUAAGGGAGGCCAAAGACUCAGACUGUGCGUUGAGAUGUACCAAGCUGCUCAUUCCGGAGAAACUUCUGGAGCACAUCGGACAGGAGCUCAUCCACCUGGCAGCUAGCGAGCCCUGCGGUUUAAGAGGGGCUCUCAUCGACCUCUGCGUGGAGCAAGGGGCCGCCUGCGAGAGCAUAGGACAGCUAUCCGUGGACCCUUACCUCGUCCCCACAUUUCAGCUCACUCUGGUGCUGAGGCUAGAGUCGGGUGGGCUGUGGCCUAAAAUCCAGGGACUGUUCAGCUCCAAAUCUCCUUCCACUCCAGCUCUCAGACAAGCUCUAAAACUUAGCACUGGGUUCCGCGUGAUUAAAAAGAAACUGUAUUCUUCUGAAGGGCUGCUCAUAGAGGAAUGUUGAAUGUCUUGAGUGGAUAGAAAAAAACUCACAGAAAGGCCUUAGAACUUCAAAUAUGUGAUGCCUUUUGAAGUGUAAGGAUGACCUUUGUCAUAAUGUAGCCUUUUGUUCCUACUGUUCAGGACCUGAAGUUUAUGGUACUUGGAACAUUUUUUUUUUUUUUAGCCUAACCAUUGUGCUUCAUCUUGGUAAACGGGCAUUUUGCAAGUAUUAAAGUGUGAACCUUAGUUUCUGUUGAAACUUUGUUCAGGCAGCUAGCUGUAUUCUUUGAAUCUCUGUAGAUUUAUUUUUUGUUUUUAUAUAAACAUGUCAGUGAAUUGAACUGUAGACCAUUAUCUUAGGGUAUCUCUGACACGCCCAGAGUUAAAGCCAGCCAGAGCUUGUACAUUUGCAAGCCACAGCUAAGGUUUCAAACCUCAUUCAGUGUUCCGUUGUGUGUUUGAGCCUCAUGCUUUCAACUUUAUUUGAUAUUCAGAUUUUCAUAAUGUUGCACUGUUUUUGUACUUUCAUGAUCACAAAUAAAUUAUUGUUUUUUUAAUAACAAUC